AUGGCACCGCCCUUACGCAACACCUUGCUCCGGCAAGCAAACACCUGUCUCCGCCAAAACCGUCCAACAGCCACCGCCCGCCUAACCCGCACCACCUUCUUACAACGCCUCGCCUCCUCCCUCGCCGUGUUGGAGCAACGAGACGGCAAACUCAACAUGUCCUCGCUCGCCUCCAUUUCCGCCGCGCAGAAACUCGGCGGCAGCAUCCACGGCUUCGUAGCCGGCGGCAACAUCAAAGCCGUGGCAGACCAAGCCUCCAAAAUCGAAGGGCUGGAAAAGGUCAUCUUCGUCGACAACGAUGCCUACGAUCGCGGACUCGCGGAGAACUGGGCGCCCCUGUUGGUGGAGAAUAUCAAGAAGGGCGGCUACACGCACGUGCUCGCGGGCCACUCGGCGUUUGGCAAGAACUUGCUGCCCCGCGUGGCGGCUAUGCUCGACGUCCAGCAGAUCAGCGACAUCACCGAGAUACAGGGCGAGGAUACUUUCGUCCGUCCCAUCUACGCCGGCAACGCGCUCCUCACCGUCCAAUCCGCCGACAACCCUAAGCUCCUCACCGUGCGCGGCACCGCGUUCCCCUCAGGCAACGCAGAAGGCGGCAGCGCGAGUACAGAAGAGGGCGUGGACCCCAAAGCCGAAUGCCCGACAGAAUGGGUAUCCGAGAGCCUCGCCAAGUCGGACCGGCCAGAUCUCGCCUCUGCAGAGAAAGUGGUCUCCGGUGGACGUGGCUUGAAGUCUAAGGAGGAAUUCGACCGUCUCAUGCCACCUCUCGCCGACGCCAUAGGAGCCGCAAUAGGUGCAUCGCGUGCAGCAGUCGACUCCGGUUUCGCGGACAACUCGUUGCAGGUGGGCCAGACGGGCAAGAACGUCGCGCCACAGCUGUACCUCUGCGCGGGCAUCAGCGGUGCCAUCCAGCAUUUGGCUGGCAUGAAGGAUUCAAAGGUCAUUGCCGCAAUCAACAAAGACGCAGAUGCCCCAAUCUUCCAGGUAGCAGACGUGGGACUCGUGGGCGAUUUGUUUGACAAGGUGCCGGAGUUGACGGAGAAGCUGCAGAAG
Messenger RNA from Neohortaea acidophila, 1053 nucleotides. RefSeq names its product electron transfer flavo protein subunit alpha, mitochondrial. Gene Ontology annotation, cellular component: mitochondrion. The record is from RefSeq and is a predicted model, not a curated record. The transcript is spliced from 2 exons. Gene Ontology annotation, molecular function: electron transfer activity; flavin adenine dinucleotide binding. NCBI's taxonomy places the organism in Eukaryota, Fungi, Ascomycota, Dothideomycetes, Mycosphaerellales, Teratosphaeriaceae. The annotation marks the transcript as partial.